AUGAACCCAAUGGAAUUAGCUAAACAUAUGACAAAUCAUACAGCUGUUUUAUCAGCUCUGGGUUAUCCUGGUCUUUCAAUAUGGCCAAUAACGUUUUAUGAAGAUUCGAUUAAAUCAAUAGUGUUAGCGAUGCGUAAUGCAAAUAUUAAACGAUUUAUAGGUAUAACUUCAACGUAUUCAAAAUAUCAAUCAAUUUAUCCGUUUAUGAUUCGAUAUUUGAUUCGUCCAAUAAUAAGCCGUACUCUUGAUUCCAUGUUUAACAUGGAACAAUAUCUUGAAAAAGAAUGUCAAGAUUUAGAAUAUACAAUUAUUCGACCACCUGGUUUAACUAAUAAUUCGAUUAUUGAACAAGAAGUUAAAGUAUGUGAAAAUGAUUAUUAUUUUCCUGAUCAAUCCACAGUAAUUAGUAUACCACGAGCAAAUGUGGCUCGUUUUAUGCUAGAUAUAUUAAAAGAUAACAAAUAUAUUCGUCAAGGUAUUGCUAUUGGAAUGCCAAAAAAUACGAACUAA
This is a messenger RNA of Rotaria sordida, 510 nucleotides long. The record is from the annotation of a GenBank genome assembly. Lineage: Eukaryota; Metazoa; Rotifera; Eurotatoria; Philodinida; Philodinidae.